AUGCCGCAUGCCAUUGAGAAAAGCAAUGGCGCUACGAAGCGCGGCGCGGCGCAAAAGAUACUGAACGACGCAGUAGGCGUGACCAAGAGCAAGGACGGUCAUGAGAAGACCGACUACACAAGGUGGAGGUUGAAGGAUGACCGGGGAUGUCAGACAUGGCACUACCUCGAAAGCGACAAGGACAUGAAGGCAUGGCCACAGAGUACAGCGGAUAAAUACUUUCUAGGCCUCGAUACGGAACAACCUACCCUGAAGCCUGCAAAGACUCCCCUCGAAGCUGCACACAAUGGUCUCGAAUUCUUCUCCCAACUCCAGCUCCCACCAGGAAACUGGGCUUGUGAAUACGGCGGCCCUAUGUUUCUGCUACCUGGCCUUGUGAUCACCUGGUAUGUCACCGAGACACCAGUACCAGCGUCGCAUGCGACCGAAAUCAAGAACUACCUCUUUGCGCGGGCCAACCCCGAGGACGGUGGCUGGGGGCUACACAUUGAGGGCGAAAGCACUGUGUUCGGUACCGCGAUGAAUUAUACUGUGCUUAGGCUUUUGGGCGUAGAGGCAGAAGAGCCUCGGAUGCAGAAAGCGCGAGACACGCUUUGGAAACUGGGUGGUGCGCUCAAUGCACCACAUUGGGCAAAAUUCUGGUUGAGCGUGCUAGGUGUGACGGAGUGGGAUAUUGUCAAUCCUUGUCCACCUGAGCUAUGGUUAUUACCUGAUUGGGUGCCCAUCGCGCCUUGGAGAUGGUGGAUACACAUGCGACAAGUUUUUCUGCCCAUGUCGUAUAUCUACUCCAAGAAGUGGUCGUAUCCGCUGAACGAUCUUACACGUCAAUUGCGCGCCGAGCUGUUGAUGCAGCCGUUUGACACGAUCAAUUUUGGUGCGCACCGGAACACCAUCGCCUCUACGGAUAAUUAUCAUGCCAAGUCAUGGAUGCUCAAACUUCUGUUUUGGUUCUUGGCUGCUAUCUGGUUUCCGUACAUUCGACCCACCUGGAUGAUCAAGCGUGCCGAAGAACACGUAUGGUGGCUCAUUGAAGCUGAGGAUGAGAACACUGAUUUCGCAAACCUUGGUCCUGUGAACGGUCCCAUGAAUACGCUGGUCGCAUACAUCAGAGAAGGACGUGAUUGCCAUGCCGUUCGCGAGCAUCUCAAAACCCUCCCGGAGUUUCUUUGGGUCAAGGAUGAAGGUAUGCUUAUGAAUGGUACGAAUGGUGUGCAAACAUGGGACACUGCGUUCCUCAUCCAAGCCGUUGAAUCCUGCGGCUGGUCAAAAGAUAAGAAGUGGAAGCACAUGCUCACAAAGAGUCUCGAGUUCCUGGAAGACCAGCAGAUACUUGAAGAAACCAGAGAUCAACAUGCAUGCUAUCGUCAACAACGUAAGGGUGCCUGGGGUUUCAGUACACGGAAGCAAGGAUACACCGUUAGCGACUGCACGUCUGAAGGCCUCAAGAGUACACUCAUCCUGCAGAACGGCAACGCGUUUCCUGAACUCAUCAAUGAACGCCGUGUGAAAGACGCCAUUGACGUCCUGCUUACCAUGCAAAACGCGUCUGGUGGCUGUGCUUCCUACGAGCCAACACGAGGAAGUAUUCUCCUAGAGCACCUCAACGCAGCAGAGGUCUUCGGCAACAUCAUGAUAGAGUACGAUUACCCCGAAUGCACGACCGCCGUGGUGACCGCACUUCACAUGUUCCAAAACUACUACCCAGAUUACCGCACUGCAGAGAUUUCUGCAUUCCGCGACCGCGCUGUAUCGUAUAUCAGAGCUGCACAACGCCCUGACGGCUCGUGGUACGGUAGCUGGGGUAUAUGCUUUACCUACGCCGGCAUGUUUGCUCUUGAAUCACUCAAGUGCUCUGGCGAACAGUACGAAAACUCCGAGCGUGUGAGACGGGCAUGCCAGUUCUUCUUAGACAAGCAGAUGGAUGAUGGAGGCUGGGGCGAGACAUACAAGAGCUGCGAGAACGGUGUCUGGGAUCAGCAUCCACAAAGUCAGGUUGUGCAGACUGCCUGGGUGAUUAUCGCAAUGAUUGAGGGUGGUUUUCCGCAUAAGGAACCACUGGAGAAGGCUGUCAAACUCAUCAUGAAGAGGCAGCAGGCCAACGGAGAGUGGCUACAGGAGGCGAUCGAGGGAGUGUUCAACAAGUCUUGUAUGAUUUCGUAUCCGAACUACAAGUUCAUCUUCCCGAUUAAGGCGCUGGGCAUGUAUGCUGAGCGCUUCGGAGAUGACACGUUGUUCUAA
This is a messenger RNA of Alternaria arborescens, 2238 nucleotides long. Its product is annotated as Lanosterol synthase. The transcript has 3 exons. Gene Ontology annotation, biological process: ergosterol biosynthetic process; triterpenoid biosynthetic process. NCBI's taxonomy places the organism in Eukaryota, Fungi, Ascomycota, Dothideomycetes, Pleosporales, Pleosporaceae. The record is from RefSeq and is a predicted model, not a curated record. Gene Ontology annotation, molecular function: lanosterol synthase activity. Gene Ontology annotation, cellular component: lipid droplet. Bases 1 to 2238 code for a protein of 745 amino acids.